Molecule: messenger RNA, 1341 nt
Organism: Merops nubicus (carmine bee-eater)
Lineage: Eukaryota; Metazoa; Chordata; Aves; Coraciiformes; Meropidae
Gene: GUCY1B1
Product: guanylate cyclase 1, soluble, beta 3
Exons: 8
Biological process (GO): response to oxygen levels; cGMP biosynthetic process
Cellular component (GO): guanylate cyclase complex, soluble
Molecular function (GO): guanylate cyclase activity
Source: RefSeq, a predicted model, not a curated record
GUUAUUCAACACAGAAACGAGGAGUGUGACCACAUUCAGUUUUUAAUUGAAGAGAAAGAGUCUAAAGAAGAGGACUACUAUGAAGACCUUGAUAGAUUUGAAGAAAAUGGUACCCAAGAGUCUCGCAUCAGUCCCUAUACUUUCUGCAAGGCCUUUCCUUUCCACAUAAUAUUUGACAGAGAUCUGGUGGUCACACAGUGUGGCAAUGCUAUAUACAGAGUCCUUCCACAGCUGCAACCAGGCAAUUGCAGUCUGCUGUCAGUUUUCUCUUUGGUCCGGCCUCAUAUUGAUAUUAGUUUCCAUGGGAUCCUCUCACAUAUCAAUACAGUCUUUGUACUGAGAACCAAGGAGGGGCUGUUGGAUGUGGAAAAGCUGGAGUGUGAAGAUGAACUGACUGGCACAGAAAUCAGCUGCUUACGGCUGAAAGGGCAGAUGAUCUACUUGCCUGAAGCAGACAGCAUUCUCUUCCUCUGCUCGCCUAGUGUGAUGAACUUGGAUGAUUUAACCAGAAGAGGAUUAUAUCUGAGUGACAUUCCAUUGCACGAUGCUACCCGUGAUCUGGUUCUGUUGGGAGAGCAGUUCAGAGAGGAAUAUAAGCUGACUCAAGAGCUUGAGAUCCUCACUGACAGAUUGCAGCACACACUGCGUGCACUGGAAGAUGAAAAGAAAAAGACAGACACAUUGCUGUACUCUGUUCUACCACCAUCAGUGGCAAAUGAGCUGAGACACAAGCGUCCUGUUCCAGCCAAGCGGUAUGACAAUGUGACCAUCCUCUUCAGUGGCAUUGUUGGAUUCAAUGCCUUCUGUAGUAAACAUGCCUCUGGAGAGGGGGCAAUGAAGAUUGUGAAUCUUUUAAAUGAUCUUUACACAAGGUUUGAUAUUCUCACUGAUUCAAGAAGGAAUCCAUUUGUUUAUAAGGUGGAAACAGUUGGGGACAAGUAUAUGACAGUGAGUGGUCUACCAGAGCCUUGCAUUCAUCAUGCACGAUCUAUCUGCCACCUGGCACUGGAUAUGAUGGAAAUAGCAGGCCAAGUUCAAGUAGAUGGGGAGCCUGUACAGAUAACAAUAGGAAUCCAUACUGGUGAAGUUGUCACAGGUGUCAUAGGCCAAAGGAUGCCACGUUACUGUCUCUUUGGAAAUACUGUCAAUCUGACAAGCAGAACAGAAACUACUGGAGAAAAAGGAAAGAUCAAUGUCUCUGAAUAUACUUACAGGUGUCUUAUGACACCAGAAAAUUCAGAUCCUCAGUUCCACCUGGAGUACAGGGGUCCAGUUUCUAUGAAGGGUAAAAAAGAACCAAUGCAGGUUUGGUUUUUGUCCAGGCAGAAUACAGAGACAGAG